Yamadazyma tenuis ATCC 10573 is the source of this 303-nucleotide messenger RNA. The record is from RefSeq and is a predicted model, not a curated record. NCBI's taxonomy places the organism in Eukaryota, Fungi, Ascomycota, Pichiomycetes, Serinales, Debaryomycetaceae.
AUGGCUAGUGGAGCACCUGGUGGUAACUUCAGAACUUGGACUCCGACACCUCCGGAAAGAGGUUCCUUUCCUCUUGAUCAUUUUGGUGAGUGUACCGAGCAAAUGACCAAAUACUUACAGUGUCUUAAGUUUACAAACAAUCAAAACUCUCCUAAUUGCCGAAUUCUCGCAAAGGGCUAUUUGAGGUGCAGAAUGGAGCACGAGCUAAUGGAAAAAUCUGACUGGGAGUCUCUUGGGUUGAUAAAUCUCCCGGAGAAACAGAAUGUGGUAAAUCUUCAGGAUCAACCAGAGCAAGCGAAAUAA